AUGUAUAGAAGGAUUUUAUGGGAUUCGCUGGUUAAGCAUUUCUAUUCUGUUAAUAAUUCUCCGUGGUUGAUUCUUGGGGAUUUCAAUGUUACUAAAGAGCUUAUUGAUUCUUCGGCUGGAAAUUCUAGAAUCUCGAAAGGAAUGGUUGAAUUCAAUGAUUGUAUGAACCACAUUGAAGUUCAAGAUAUUAACAGAAGUGGAUUGCAUUAUACUUGGAAUCAAAGACCGAAUGGGCUAAAUGGAGUUCUGAAAAAACUGGAUCGUGUGCUGGGAAAUUUCAAAUUUAUUGAGGAUUAUCCAGAUGUUUUUGCUAAUUUUCAGCCGUAUAAAUGUUCUGAUCAUAGUCCUAUGAUCAUUAAAUUUCCUGUUAAAAAGAAGUUCAGAGUUCGGCCUUUCAAGUUUGUUAAUUCCCUCACACUGCUGGAUGAGUUUCUUCCGUUAGUAGCUAAUGUUUGGAAAACUGAAGUUGAGGGUUUUGGCAUAGAUGAUUUGAGUAGGAUUCAAUUUGAGCUUGAUAGAGAUCCGGGUAAUGAAGACUUAAGAAUUGAAGAGAGUUUUUAUCUUCAAUCUUUUCUAAAUGCUAGUAGAGAAGAAGAAUGUUAUCUAAAGCAAAGAGCUAAAGUUCAGUGGCUAAAAGAAGGAGAUUCUAAUUCUAAUUAUUUUCAUAAAGUUGUUAAGGGGAAAAUAAAUAGGAAUAGAAUUGAAAAUAUUCUUGAUAGCAAUGGCAAUUGGAAAGAAGGGGAGGAGGCUUCUAGAGUAAUUGUUGAUUAUUUUAGAGAGUUUCUUGGUGUUAAUCAUGAGGUUAUUUCCCUUGUGUGUCCAAAUAAUCUCUUUACUAAUCGUCUUGACAACAAUCAAGCUCUCGACAUGGUUAAUGAAGUCACAAAUGAAGAGAUUAAAAGAGCUUUAUUUGAUAUAGAUGAUGACAAAGCGCCGGGGCCAGAUGGCAAAAUUAUUGUUAAUCGGAUUCGAGAUCAUCUUGGUUGUUUGGUUUCGGAUAAUCAAUCAGCUUUUAUUCCAGGGCGAACUAUCUUGGAUAAUGUCCUGUUAUCUCAAGAGCUGGUUAGAGGAUAUCAUAUUGAUCGGGGUUAUGCUCGUUGUGCCUUAAAGAUAGACAUUCAAAAAGCUUAUGAUACGGUUAAUUGGAAGUUUUUGCAGCAUAUUUUGAAAGAAUUUGGUUUUCACAGCUCUAUGAUUAAGUGGAUCAUGAACUGUGUUACUACUUCUUCGUUCAUGAUUAACAUAAAUGGAAGAUUUCAUGGGUUUUUUCAAGGCAAGAGAGGCCUGCGUCAGGGCUGUCCGUUAUCUCCAUAUCUUUUUACUCUUGUUAUGGAAGUUUUCAACCUCAUGCUCAAAAGGUGUAUUCGGGACAAUAAUGGUUUCAAGUAUCAUUGGAGAUGUGAAAAACAGAAGAUUACACAUCUGUGUUUUGCUGACGAUUUGAUGGUUUUUUAUCAUGGUGAUUCGUAUUCCAUUAAAAUCAUUAAAAAAGCUUUGGAUGAAUUUGCAAAUGCUGCGGGUCUUGUGCCAAACCUUGCUAAAAGCCACAUAUUUUUUGGGAAUGUUAAGGGGCCGUUUAAAAGGAAAAUUUUGAGGAUCCUCCCGUUUGUUGAAGGGAAAUUGCCCAUGAAGUAUCUUGGUAUUCCUUUGGUGUCUACUAAGUUAUUUAUUAGAGACUGCAAGGGUCUUGUUGAUAAAGUGAAGCAUAAAGUCAAUGACUGGAAGAAUAAGUCUCUAUCUUACGCGGGUAGACUCCAAUUAAUUAGUGCUGUGCUUUCGUCUCUCCCUGUGUAUUGGGCUUCAGCUGUGUUAUUACCAAAGGGCACCACUAAGGAAAUUGAAAAAAUUAUGAGGAAUUUCCUUUGGAAUAGUGGUCAAAAUGGAAAGGGAGUUGCUAAGGUGUCUUGGAUUGAGAUUUGCAAACCUAAGAACUCUUUAUGGGUCAAAUGGGUUAAGUUCUAUCUUCUCGAAGGGAGAAGCUUCUGGAAUCAGCUUGGAAAUGGAAAGGAUACAAACAUGUGGUUUGAUAACUGGCACCAAUUGGGUCCUUUGGGUUAUGUUCUUUCGCAUAGGGAAAUUACUAAUGCUGGAUAUAACAUAAGGGAUACAGUUAGUGAUGUUAUUGGUGAAGGGAAUUGGAGUUGGCCUGCUGAAUGGCUUGAAAUGAUCCCUCAGUUAGGUGAUUUUCUUAUGCCAAGACUUAUUGCAGAGAAAAAGGAUGAGGUUCAUUGGAGGAAUCAUAAAGGUACAAUUGUUCCAUUUGCAAUAAAUCAGGUUUCUUCUUCUCUUAUAUACCAUGAGUCAAUUGUCAAUUGGUACCACCUGGUUUGGUUCCAAAACAGAAUCCCAAGUCAUUGUUUUAUACUUUGGCUUGCUAUUCUGGGAAGACUUAGAACGCAGGACAGAAUGAAGAAAUGGAAAGAUUCUAAUGGGUUUAGCUGUGUUUUUUGCAAUUCUCAAUUGGAUUCUCAUUCUCAUCUAUUUUUUGAAUGUAAUUAUACAAAAGAAGUGUGGAGUUUGAUGAAAAAUAAGGUGAAAAUUAAUCAUACAUCUGACAGCUGGUUUGAUAUCAUCCGUGAACUUCAAUGUUCCUUAAAAAAGAAAAACAUCAAUGAUUUCAUCAAAAAAAUUGCCUUGGCGGCUUCUGUUUAUCACAUUUGGAAUGAAAGAAAUAAAAGAGUGUUUGGGAGAAUGAACAGUUCAGUGGAAAAUGUCGUCAAGAUUAUCACAGAAGAUAUUAGAUUGAAGAUUUUUAGCCUUAAAAUGGGUUAUCUUGGGCUCAAUGAAGAAACGUGCAAGGAAUGGAAUGUUCCUGUUAAAAGGCUGUUUGGAAUUCGGAUUAAUGAAGGAGUGAUUGCUGUAAUCUUUGUCAUGAAUGAUAAGUUCAAUUUUAUGAGAAGGGAUAAGAGCAUGCGGUUUAGGGAAUGGUAUCACAGAGAAGGAAAAAACAAGAAACAGGGGCAAGCUGGGAUUUUGUUAAAAGAUAGCGAACGUGGUUUUUGGGUGGAGGGGUACUUUGGAUUCUCCACAAUUGUGGGUGCCACUACUGGUUCGAUCAGUAAGUGGUGGGAUAUUCACCCGUCAAUAACCAGGCUUGGAGAUGGGAUUUAUGUUAAAAGAUUGUGGAUGAUGAUGGGUGAUGAUGACAAUUGGAAUGGAAUGAUGGAAAAGCGAUAUAAUCAAAGAAGGUCGGUUAAAGAGAGCAAGAAUUGGAAGAUUGUGAAUAGAGAUAAUAGAGAAGAUGAUAUUUUGGCUUUUUAUAGCAACAUACUUUUGAGGUACAUAAAAGAUAAUAAAGAUACAAGGGUGGAGAGGAGAAAGAAGAUUGCUAUUAUGGAGUCCUUUGGCAAUGGGAAGGAAGAAACUAUGUGCAUUUUUAUUUGGAAUUCUUGGGAUAUUGGUGUUCAUAGGACUAGCGAUAUUCUUGACACUUGGAUGAGGAGCAUGUAUAGAGAUGGCAUUUUUGAAGAGUGGAAGAAGAGAUGGGGUGUUCAUUUCGAGUGCGAGCGGAAAUUUGAUGACCACUCCGGGUUGUGGAGUUGGAAUAGAAUAAUUUGUACUUUCUUUGUUUAUAUUGUUGCUAGGGUACAUGGGUGGAGGCAUGGGUUUACAAGAUUUGUCUGGAACUUCAACUAUAAAAGGAGGCUCACACCACCUUCAUUUGGACACAACUCCAUUUCUCUCUCAAAUCUCCCUCUCUCCCUCUAUCAGUUCAGCUCAAAACAGGAGGCAAACAAACCACUGCCACCACUCGGCCACCCAAUUCCAUCACCCGGAAAAACCCACCUCCACCUUGGGUUGCUGCUGAAAUCGAUCCCCAAGAGUCUCUCCACCUCCCCUGCAUCGAACCCCACCGUUUUAAGCAAGAAACCGGCGGCAGAAGACCACCAGAGUAGCUUCCUUCCACCUCCGUCGCCAUCACUAUUACAGCCUCAAACCACCGCCUCCACAUGCUGAGAUGGCCCCACGAAAGCAACCAGGAGUUCGUCCACCGCCAACUCCCCAAGGCAACCCGAUGAGAACCCCACCAGUAACUCAAACAUCAGUGGAAACUCCAAACCAAGGAGGAGACCCAGAAGUAACAAAUGUAAACCAAACAUUCCAAAUGAAUUCCGCCAUGAUUCAGAACAUGCUCGCACAAGGAAUUGCUACGGCUUUGGCAACAUACGAGGCAGCCCGAAAUGGAAACACUGGAAAUAG
Messenger RNA from Lactuca saligna, 4200 nucleotides. Lineage: Eukaryota; Viridiplantae; Streptophyta; Magnoliopsida; Asterales; Asteraceae. The record is from the annotation of a GenBank genome assembly.